AUGAAAUACAAAAUAAAACAAGGUAUGGGGCUACCCCUCAAACAAGUUAUAAAAGCAUCCCGUAAAGCGGUAAAAAAUCAAAUUAAUACCACCGGUGUUAAAAAACCACCCACACAAAAACACCUGAUAAACACGGCGAUAAAAGCUGCCAAAAAAAGGAUCAGUGAGAAUAAAAACGGAAAACAUUAUUUGAAAAAACCCAGGGUUAUUCCUCUACCUAAAAGAGGUGGGUUCAUACCACUGAGACCAAUCCUAGGAGCGUUGGCAGCCGACGGAUCUCUAGCUGGCGGAGUGACAACCGCUGCUAAAAACAUCUAUGAAAUGGUUAAAUCAAAAGAGCCUACUACUAACCCGGACGGCGGUCGGUUUCGGUAG
This is a messenger RNA of Arctia plantaginis, 375 nucleotides long. The record is from the annotation of a GenBank genome assembly. Lineage: Eukaryota; Metazoa; Arthropoda; Insecta; Lepidoptera; Erebidae.